Messenger RNA from Saprolegnia parasitica CBS 223.65, 647 nucleotides. RefSeq lists its product as hypothetical. NCBI's taxonomy places the organism in Eukaryota, Oomycota, Saprolegniomycetes, Saprolegniales, Saprolegniaceae. The transcript has 2 exons. The record is from RefSeq and is a predicted model, not a curated record. The coding region runs from base 22 to 522 and encodes 166 amino acids.
CAAACGUGACCUUUCGCAAAGAUGGCGACGGCUCCGGCGCAGACCGACGUCGAAGGCGACGAUUGGAUCGACGAAGCGAGCUACACCGAGUCAGACAACGAGGCCGACAUUCUAGACGUCGACGUACUGCGCGCACCGGCGCCGACCAAGGCGCGGCGCGUGGGUCGUUUCUGGUCGAAGAAACCGAACAAGUCGACGACGACGACCAAGGCAGCACGGCCGGCGACGCUGCCCCGCGGACGCUACCGCAUGGAGAUGGUCGCGACGCCCGAGCCGCACGUGCCGUGGGUGCGGCGCUUCUACACGUCCGACUUUUUCGACCUUGUGCUCGUGCUCCUCUUCUGGGCUGGGAUUGGUGUUGGCAUCUACUACCUGCAGGUUGAAGUGCCCGACGAGUACAAAACCGUCGUGACUGUCGCCGUCGCCCUCACGAUGCUUCCGCUCGCCAUGUACGCCAUCUUGCACGUCUACGAACUGCGUCUUCGGCGAGCGCGGCGCUUCGUCAAGGUCUCGACCGACUAGGCGCCACCGACAUUGCUUCAAAGAACGCGAGCGACGGCGUCUGUUGGAUCGGACAACAGAGCAUAGAGGAAUGGAACAAUGAAUCAAAUGGCGUUGGUACGGCCGCAGCAACGGUUGCACCUCCU